This is a messenger RNA of Metopolophium dirhodum (rose-grain aphid), 1993 nucleotides long. RefSeq lists its product as uncharacterized. Bases 847 to 1977 code for a protein of 376 amino acids. The record is from RefSeq and is a predicted model, not a curated record. The transcript has 4 exons. Lineage: Eukaryota; Metazoa; Arthropoda; Insecta; Hemiptera; Aphididae.
CGUUAUCAUAUUUUAUCACAUGUUAACGUUUAUUAUCACUGAUAUCAUAUAAUUUUCCGUUGUCGUGAAAAAAACUGCAAAAUAACCGCCCGGGAUUCGAACCCGGACCCACCAGCUCCAACGCGAAUUAAUUACCAAUAGGCCACCCCGACCAAUUGAGUACUAGAUGUUAUUUUUACCCAUUUAACUUUAUAAAUAAAUAUAAAAAUAUUUAAACCGCAGUAUACUGGUCAUAUUAUAAUAUCAUUAGGAUACUUAUAACUUGCAGCUGCGUACACAAAUAAUAUCGAUGAAUACACCAUAUAGGAGACAUUAAGUAGGCAUUAGUGAAUAACCGUUAUUAAGUCUAAUAAUUGUCGCAGGUAUUGACACGUCAAUCAAAUAAAUACAACAAUAUAUUGCCAUUAGAUAAAAUGCCAUUAGGAUUAUUCGAUAUUCGCACGACUCGUGUCGCCAGGAUGUCGCAUACAUACUUUUAAUAGCCACAAUGGCAUUUAUAUUGAUUGACAAUAAGAGACAUUAAGUAGUUAUUAGUGAAAAAACACAUUAAAACCGAUAUUAGUACCUUCUGCCGGACGUAGUCUAAUAUCAAUUAAGUAUCAAUACCCCUACUACCUAUUCAAAUUCGUCUUUAUAUAUUCUGAAAGAGCCAACAGUUCUUCAGUACGUUAGUAACCGUUGUACACGUAUACGCUCCGUCUCUAAAAAAUUUAGUGAGUUUAAAAUUUUUACAAGUGUUUAAACAUUUUAUUAUUUUUCUCUUCGUUUUAAACCGUUGUACACGUAUACGCUCCGUCUUCGAAUAUUUUCCAGUGUUUAGUUUUUAAAUAUUAUUUCGUUUUAAUCAUGGCUGGUUCAAUUGGAAACAUGGCUGCCAUAUACAAAAAGAAGACGUUCGCGUACGUUCCUCCAUCACCACCGGCUGACCUCAUCGAAGCUACAAGCUACACACUGGAUUUUGCGAGCCGUAAAUUUAUACUUGUCGGUAUCGAUCCGACAGAACAACUUCAAACAGUUGUUCUCUUAUUAACAUCAUCACGUUAUGUGAAAAUAAGUAUAGAUUUUCUAAGACGGAUAUUCUCACUUAUGGGUAACGUACUAUCAUUUAUAUUAAACAUACCACAGUCCAAUAAACGGAUCAUUUUUCUCGAAACCGAUGCUUAUAAAAUAUCAAGUAUGGUGUAUAACGGUUCAAACGUUCUGGUAAUUGAAUCCAAGACUGAAGAUGGAUGUAGAGUUUUAUUAAGUCGUUCAGAUUUAAUAAAACUCCAGGAAUUAGAAUGGUGUAUUACUGCUAGUAUUAAUGAAAAAGAAGAAAAAAUAAAACCAGUAAUUAUCAAGCAAAUUAGUGAUUAUUGCGAGUAUUUGAUGGAAAAAUGCUUGCAACCGGAUUCACCGCCCAACAAUUUGAGGGAAAUGGAAAUUUUCAUUCGGAACGUUGAAGUCAUACAGAGUAAGAAGACACCUAACCUCGGUCAAAUUAAAAUGUUUGCGACUAAACAAUUGGCCGAACUUUGUAUGGCUCAUCGGAAAGUACCUACAGAAGUGGUAUAUGAUAAGAAUUGCAAAUCGCUGUCAUCUUUAUCACCCAGCAAUGCUUGUGAUGAAAUUAAUCCGUUGGAGGAUAAUGAUUUAGUUGAGUACGGGUAUUCACCGAUAUCGCCAAACUAUUCUCCAGGCAACAAUAUAGCUAAAUCUAUCGGUGAACGCGAUGGAUCUAUCAACAGUCUACCGCCACAUACAUCCGAUGAAUAUGAGUUAGAUUCACAAUACCCUCCAUGGCAUCACAACCCAGAUCUAUACCUACGCCAACAAGCUUUAGUAGUUGAUGAGAAUGAUGGUCCAACGUCUUUCAACCUCUCACCAUCAUCCCCUCCAGCUCUUCUAGGAUUCACGGGUCAAAAGUUGGCAAAAAAAAAAAAAACCAUCUAUGCGGAGCGUAAAACGCAAACUAUUUUAAUAUUUGUACUAAAUUGAUGUGAAAAUAAAAACA